Molecule: messenger RNA, 281 nt
Organism: Mycena citricolor
Lineage: Eukaryota; Fungi; Basidiomycota; Agaricomycetes; Agaricales; Mycenaceae
Source: the annotation of a GenBank genome assembly
CUUAUCUUGCUAUUGCAAACUUAUUCUACCAUUACCUAAUCGACCCCCUUGACCUAUUUUCCCCAACAAGGUUGAUGCCAUUGUCUUUCAGCCACUCCUUUGUGGCCUUGACAUUGUGCUUGGGUCGUUGUCCUGCUAGAAGUAGAGGAAUACAUAAGGAACAGAACAGUAGUAGUCAUAAACAGGGAGGAGACCCCACCAAAGGAUAUCCUGGUACUGAUCAGCAUUGAGGUUUCCCUCAACAAGAAUCAAUUCACUGGUGUGACAAUCAACCCAAAAAC